Somion occarium is the source of this 1612-nucleotide messenger RNA. Lineage: Eukaryota; Fungi; Basidiomycota; Agaricomycetes; Polyporales; Cerrenaceae. The record is from the annotation of a GenBank genome assembly.
GAAUGACUAAACUCCGAUACCCAAUGGCAGACUCCGGGUGAUGCAGUCACCUUGGGACUGGAAGCGAAUGAUUGAAAUGCAUAUGUUUGGAUCCCUUUCGUCUUUCUAGGUGGUACUUAUAGUGGCUGAGGCCCGAGGGCUUUGUUUCGGAUCUCAAAACCCGCCGUACCUCGAAUGCUGCUUCUCUACCUAGCUUUCCCCUUUUUUCCCGCUCUGCGCAGACUAUUGUACCGCCAUGCCCGCUACCAUAGCAAGUCUUCCCGCAGAGCUGUUACUCGACAUCUUCACAAUCGCGUACACUGAUACAGGGCAUACCAGGUGGUCGCUCACAGCCGUUUCGCAACAUUUUCGGACGCUCUGUAUUGGUAGCGGUGUCGAUAUCGAGACCGUUGCUUUGCAUGGAGUCGACAAGAUGAAAACGUUCCUGGUGGUUUUAGAGCAAAGGGAGAAACGAGCUAGACGGGUCAAAUAUCUCUUCCUCACAGAUCGUGUUGGAAUUGAGGACGCGAAUGCUGGUCGGAACCGUUGGGUCGCAUCCACUACUCCAGAAACCUGUGCGAACUCCCCGGUUUUCCUUGCGGACCAGAUCCUUCGUAGCAUCUUGGACCACGAUCUACGUAUCCUAACUGUCCACCUCCCUCACUAUCGCCUCGCAAUGCCAACCAGUCCCUCGGUCUUCUCGACACCCUUCCCCUCGCUAACCGACCUCACCCUCCACGCAGCGCUCGAUUGCUGUUUCUUCGAUGCCUUCUGCGCAUGUCCGAGCCUGAAGCGCCUACAUAUUGCCGCUUACAACCAACUACCAGAAGACUUCGGGGGUUCAAUCAAGUCGAUUGCCCCGAAUCUCACCCAUCUCAAAUUGUCCGCUGUCCGCAGCCUUUCAACGUCCGGUAGCUUGAUUGAUGUUCUCCGCGCAUACGCUAGCGGAGUUGAUACGAUUCAGAAUGCCACUAUCAACGCCAAGGACAACCGCCCUGUCAAUUCGAUCGCGAAAGGGAAUAACGAUGCCAUACCUAUCGAUCCCGAGCUACCUUCUAGUGUUCAUACAUUGAUCGUUGGAUUUGCCACGUUCUUCCAGCCCAGCGUCGGAGGCCGUUCAGGAAGGCAGCAGAUCAACUACUUGCGGACGGCUCAGACACUGCGUCAGCUGGCUGGUUCGGGCAACCAUAAGCUUCUUGUAAGCGAUGACGGUAUUGCGAGUGCGGGUGGGCGGAGGUUGGUGGUGUGUCCUCCUCCUGCGAUUCGUUCCCAGGAUGACAUCGAGGAGGACACUAGAGAGUGUUACGUACGACUGCGGACGGAGUGGGAAGAGAGAGUUGCCGGAGAGGAGGCUGGUUGGGAUGUUGUACAUCAUUCCGUUCCAUGACCUCAAAUAGUUGCAGCGUUUGAGUGGGUCAAUGGAACCUGUUUUUCGUUUAUCUUACUGUCGAUGCGGCCAGCGAUGAUCCUGGGAAGUGGUCUCGUCUGUUCGUUAACUUUUGACGAGUCGCGGCGCUUUUCCAUGUCCACGAGCAUGCGAAUUAUGCCACUAUCCUUAACCUCAAUCACAUCUAACUGAUUUAGUGCAAUGAGAAAGGCAUUCAAUGUCUUUCCAGUAGUAUUGACCUUCGAG